Molecule: messenger RNA, 1059 nt
Organism: Recurvomyces mirabilis
Lineage: Eukaryota; Fungi; Ascomycota; Dothideomycetes; Mycosphaerellales; Teratosphaeriaceae
Exons: 3
Coding region: 1-1059 (352 amino acids)
Biological process (GO): fatty acid metabolic process
Molecular function (GO): medium-chain fatty acid-CoA ligase activity
Source: RefSeq, a predicted model, not a curated record
AUGCCGCUUGGCACCCGACUUGAUCUUCGCAAAUUCGAUCUGUGGUAUUCCUCUCGCGACACGACCAAGGCCCGUGAAGAGCUCCGCAACCAUCUGCUUGUCGAUCUGCUGCCGAAGUGGCUCGAGCAACAGAGCUUUCCUUUUGAGCAUGCUCGAAGCCACCAGCUGGGAACCGAGAAGAUCGUCACUUUGGCGAGUACCAUGCCGAGAAACUUCUCGUCAUCGCCCAUCAGGCAGUCGAAGACCUCAUUCACGUACCCACAGGCUAGGAGUUCCUCACUAGGGAGCUUCCGACUAGCGAUGAGCGCUUCGUUUGCUUUCGCCAUACCCAUACGUCGGAUGAAGCCGAGAGAUGGUCCGCCUUCGGGUACAAGACCUAGACUGGUGAAGGGUGCCAGGAGGCCAACCAGCCCUACAGCAGCAAGUCCAAGAUUUCUGGACAGAGAUCCGCGGUACAAGGCCGAUCUUGGCAAAGCUGUACCAGGUGUUGAGGCUAGAAUCUCUGCGGAAGGCGAGCUCCUCAUCAAAUCGCCAUUCAUGUUCUCCAAAUACCUGUACAACCCCGCCGCUACGCUCGCCGCGCACGACAGCGAAGGGUAUUUCAAGACCGACGAUACCUGCCGGAAAGAAGGCGACUUCUUCUUCAUCGUUGGCCGUGCCAGCCUAGACAUCAUCAAAUCCGGUGGUUAUAAGAUCGGCACACUCGAGAUCGAACGAUGUCUGCUCGAAAUCCCCUACCUCCAAGAAGCCAUGGUUAUCGGUGUCGAAGAUGAAGAAUUCGAACAACGGGUCGGUGCCGUGGUGACUUUGAGCAACGACUUGACGGGCCUGCGAAUCGACGACCUGCGCGCCGAGCUAAGGAAGAAGUUGCCUGGGUACCAGCUGCCCACUAUCCUCCGAGUCGUGCCUGGAGAGCUACCCAGGGGCGCAACGGGCAAGGUGCAGAAGAAGAUUCUAGGACCACAGUACUUCGCUCCAGGUCAAUGGCGAGCGAAUUCAGAAGUCCAGGUUUGGGGAGGUCAAAAGAAGCCAGGCGUUGAGGCGAGAGCCAGGUUAUAG